Messenger RNA from Heterobasidion irregulare TC 32-1, 1417 nucleotides. It is a transcript of the gene qor16, whose product is annotated as quinone oxidoreductase 16. The transcript is spliced from 5 exons. The coding region runs from base 225 to 1292 and encodes 355 amino acids. Lineage: Eukaryota; Fungi; Basidiomycota; Agaricomycetes; Russulales; Bondarzewiaceae. Gene Ontology annotation, molecular function: oxidoreductase activity, acting on NAD(P)H. The record is from RefSeq and is a predicted model, not a curated record.
GCACCCACCAGCUAUGGGUCGACGCCUGUUCGCGCACAACGGUUGAUAUUAUAGGCCUCAGUCAGCAAGAUCUGGUGUUUCUAAUCAUGGUCGCUCCUACUAGGCCCUCUCGCGGACCCUCUUUGUCACCUAAAAUGUAUAUAACUCGCAGCACCGUUCACUCCUGUGACCAGUCGUAUCAUCUUGAACCAACAGUUCAUCUUCAUACCCUCUAAACGUUUACCAUGCCCUCGCCCGAGGUCCAGAAAGCUCUCUUGUUCGCCGCCAAAGGCAGCCCUUUUGCCGUUGGCACCCGUCCGAUUCCAAAACCUGGCCCUGGUCAGGUUCUGGUCAAGAUCCAUUCCGCCGCACUCAACCCAGUCGACAAUUUCAUCCAGUCCUUCGGCGUAUUCGUCGAAGAGUGGCCUUUCGUCGCUGGGUCCGACGCAGCUGGUGUAGUUGAGGCCAUCGGAGAAAACGUCCAAGGCUUGGAGAAGGGAGAUCGCGUAUUAUAUCAAUGCCUGUUCACGCCUGACAGGGGCACGUUCCAACAGUAUGGAAUUGCAGAUGGGAUUAGGGCUGCAAAGAUUCCGCCGAAUAUUUCCUUCGAAGGAGCCAGCACACUACCUCUUGGCCUCGCGACUGCAUCGAUCGGUCUGUACGAAAAGAAGAGCUCCCGCGGUGGUGUAGGGCUUUUCCCACCCUGGGAAGAGGGCGGCCGAGGAAAAUAUCAGGGCCAGCCGAUCCUUGUCAUUGGUGGCGCCAGCUCCGUAGGCCAAUUCGCUAUACAACUGGCAAAGCUCUCCGGCUUUAGCCCUAUUAUCACGACUUGUUCCUCUCAUUCCGCCGCAUACUGCGUUGCUGCCGGGGCGACGCACACAAUUGACUAUCAUACUACGCCCUACAGUGACCUUUCCUCCGCAAUUCGCGCGAUCGUCGGCCCUUCCACUUCCAUCUCUGUCAUUUACGACGCAAUCUCCAUCCCGGAAUCACAACGCGCAUGUUGGGAUAUCCUUGCUCCAAAUGGGAGCAUCGUAGUGACGCUAACGCCUGUGGUCGGAAAGGCCGGAGAGGAGGCAGAGGACGGAAAACGCACGGUGUGGGUAUAUGGAAAUGUGAAUCAGCCCGACAAUCAAGAACUUGGUACGGCACUUUACUCUAAAUUGACCGCGCUGUUGGCAGAAGGGGCAAUCAAGCCCAACAAUAUCGACGUGUUGCCGGACGGAUUGGCCGGGAUACCAGACGGCUUGAAGAGAUUGGCCAGUGGGGUCAGCGGAGUCAAGCUUGUCGCACAUCCUCAGGAGACACCAUGAAGUAUGCAGUUGCUGGUACAAUCCAAUCUUGCCUUUCCGUAGUGUGUGUAGAUGCAACGAAUCGCGUGAUACGUAUAAAUUAGUUAAGAUACUGCCUGCCUUGGCACUUGCUUCGUACUUUGAUC